UUAAUUCCCAGACCCUAAAAGUCCAAAAAAUUUCAUCUCCAAAAUAAAAAUAAAAAAUUGAAGCUUCUAGACACAGAGGAAAUUGAGAGUGAGAGAGUGAGCGAGACUUGGGAUCGAUGGAGGUCAUGGCGACAACCCGGUGCGGCGCUGCAUGAGUGAAAUCUGCGAGGUUCCCUAGCCCGCAAUGGAGGCUUCGCAAAGGAUCCAGGAUGGCGGCUUCCGCGGUGCAGCAGGAGCAUGGAUCGUGAGAGAAGAAGGCUGCAGCGGAGCUUCGAUCUUCUCACCCUCUAGUCACACAGAAGUUGGCAGCAGCAGAGCAUGGAUCGUCGGAGAAGAAGGCUCUGCAGGUGGUGAAUUUGGCGCUGGUCUUGGCCUAUCGAUGCUCUGUUCUGGUUGCAGCCUACGGGAAAACAGAUCCGGCUGGUUGAGUUGUUCAUGGUGGUGGGUUCUGUUUCGUAUGAAUGUGUAUGUGGUUCGGUGGCUCGUGGUGGUUGAAACCUCUGCAUUUCAGGUGGUGGUUUCUGGAGUAAAUGAAAUGAAGAUUUAUGGAAGAUGAGGAGCCUCCCUUUACUGGUGUUCAGGUUUGGGAGAGAUUGAGAAGAAGGAAUUGAUUAAUGGAGAGAGAGUUUUGUUUCUGUUUUUCAUUCCCAAAUUUCGAUUUUUAUUGCUAUUUUCAGAUCUGGGUUUUCAAAUUUUUUGAAUUUUGGUUGAAGUUGAGGAUGAAGAAUGAUGGAUUAGGUUGCAGAUGAAGAUGGUGAAGAUAAGAUGAAGAGAAGGGAUUAAGAAUUAAUAUUUUGUUAUUUUUUAUUUUUUAAUCCUAAUAUCAGUCUCUCUCCUAAUGUCAUGCCAACUCAUUAAAAAAAAGUCCACAUCAGCCAAAAAACGUUAGUUUUUGGACGAAAAUUGGCAGGGACCAAAAUUGUUGACGGAGCCUAACAUCGGGUUACCAGAAUGCUAUUUUUAAACUUGGGGAACUUCGUUUGUACAUUUGUGAAAUCUGGGGGACCAAAGGUGCUAAUAAGCCAU
Molecule: messenger RNA, 1026 nt
Organism: Lotus japonicus
Lineage: Eukaryota; Viridiplantae; Streptophyta; Magnoliopsida; Fabales; Fabaceae
Exons: 2
Coding region: 185-556 (123 amino acids)
Source: RefSeq, a predicted model, not a curated record